Molecule: messenger RNA, 1372 nt
Organism: Pan troglodytes (chimpanzee)
Lineage: Eukaryota; Metazoa; Chordata; Mammalia; Primates; Hominidae
Gene: JTB
Product: jumping translocation breakpoint
Exons: 5
Coding region: 765-1205 (146 amino acids)
Biological process (GO): mitotic cytokinesis
Cellular component (GO): membrane; spindle; cytoplasm
Source: RefSeq, a predicted model, not a curated record
GGACGAGAACGCGCAGUUUCGCCUCCAUCCCUUGACCUCCAACACAACUUCUCCACUGGAUCAUCGGUAGCGAUGAAGGGGCGGCUGGGGAAGGAUGUCAGAGAAACCAGAAGCUUGACGGUGAAUCCUCGGGUUUUAAGGAGAGAGCAAAGUCCUGAGAGGGCGACGUAUUGUCCCUGCUCACCUAGCCCAGAAUGAACAAACACGCGCCAGCCAGGGAGCAGCGAGCCGAGAAUCCCGACGAGCCUCUGCAACCGCCAUUUGCCGUUCUCGCAAAGACUACCAAGACCACAAUGCAACGGGGCGCCGAGCUAAUUCCCAGUGAGCAGCAGGCGAGGCGCCACCGACGCGGAAGACUACAAGCCCCAGCGGGCGACGACCGAACGCGCCCGGGAACACCGGGCCCCGAGCUCGGUCCCGCCCCCGAGGAUCCUCCACGGGGCUAGAUGGCUGCGUCGGGGGCGGGAGCGCAGGUGAGCGGGCGCUAGGGCCGCGAGCCCCCGCCGGCCCUUCCUCCAGCGCCGUGCGGACCCCGCAGAAGGCGCUCGCCUCCCUAACCCGCAAAAGCAUAUCGAUUUUUCUCGCUGUGGCAACGGGGACGUCCUGAUAGAUCCUCUGCUCCAAUAGGCAACUCCGGCCUUCCCUGCCCUGACCUGGAACCUCUGGGAGGGCUGCAGAGUAAGUGCCGCCUCUGUGCUCCGACGGAGGCACGAGGCCUGUGGAGUAGGUCCCUCUGUUCCGACAGGUGCGACACUUGGCGCUCCAUGCUUGCGGGCGCAGGGAGGCCUGGCCUCCCCCAGGGCCGCCACCUCUGCUGGUUGCUCUGUGCUUUCACCUUAAAGCUCUGCCAAGCAGAGGCUCCCGUGCAGGAAGAGAAGCUGUCAGCAAGCACCUCAAAUUUGCCAUGCUGGCUGGUGGAAGAGUUUGUGGUAGCAGAAGAGUGCUCUCCAUGCUCUAAUUUCCGGGCUAAAACUACCCCUGAGUGUGGUCCCACAGGAUAUGUAGAGAAAAUCACAUGCAGCUCAUCUAAGAGAAAUGAGUUCAAAAGCUGCCGCUCAGCUUUGAUGGAACAACGCUUAUUUUGGAAGUUCGAAGGGGCUGUCGUGUGUGUGGCCCUGAUCUUCGCUUGUCUUGUCAUCAUUCGUCAGCGACAAUUGGACAGAAAGGCUCUGGAAAAGGUCCGGAAGCAAAUCGAGUCCAUAUAGCUACAUUCCACCCUUGUAUCCUGGGUCUUAGAGACCCUAUCUCAGACAGUGAAAGUGAAAUGGACUGAUUUGCACUCUUGGUUCUUUGGAGCCUUGUGGUGGAAUCCCCUUUUCCCCAUCUUCUUCUUUCAGAUCAUUAAUGAGCAGAAUAAAAAGAGUAAAAUGGU